AUGGCACUCACCCGCGUCAAGUCAAAGGGACUGGGCCAUAUUGCUCUGGGAGACAGCGGUCGCUCAGAGACGACCUCAUCCGGCAACGUCGGCAACGAUGGACGCGUACGGGUGAGAUUCCACGAGAAUCCGCAAAAGUUGGCGCAUUGGUUUCGCGACUUUGAAGGCGCCUUCAGACCGCACUCUGGCGACUACGAUGAAGAGUUUGAACAGGCCCGGCUACGGCGACGCAGCAGCGUUAUCCUCCAAAAUUUACAGCAGCACCCGCCGUCAGGGAGCCCGCGGCUGAACAUUGCGAUACAUAUUGUCGGAUCCCGCGGCGAUGUCCAGCCCUUUAUCCCCAUCGCGCAGCUUCUCAUGAAAGAGCCCUACAACCACCGAGUCCGCAUCUGCACACACCCCGUCUUCAAGGAUUUCGUAGAGUCCAAUGGCGUCGAGUUCUUCAGCAUCGGCGGCGACCCGGAGGCGCUCAUGGCUUACAUGGUCAAGAACCCGGGACUGCUCCCCAGCCGGGAGAGCCUCAAGGCCGGAGACAUCAAGCACCGCAGGAAGGAGAUGGCCGAGAUUAUUGACGGCGCGUGGAGGAGUUGUAUAGAAGCGGGAGACGGCAUGGGCGAGCGCACGACGGCUGCCACCGUGCUCAACGUAGAUGAUCUUUUUGUCGCCGACGCGAUCAUCGCCAACCCGCCGUCCAUGGCUCACAUUCACUGUGCGGAAAAGCUCGGCAUUCCACUUCACUUGGUAUUUACGAUGCCUUGGUGUCCGACGCAAGCUUUUCAUCACCCGCUGGCCUCGAUGAGUUAUGGUGAAGCUGACAAGAGCGCCGCCAACUACCUGUCGUUUAUCAUGAUGGAGCUCUUAACGUGGCAAGGACUUGGCGACUUGAUCAACAAGUUCCGCACACAGACGUUGGGUCUCGAUCACAUCAGUCCGUUAUGGGGAUGCCAACUUAUUCCCCGACUCCGCGUCCCUUACACCUUUCUGUGGUCCGAGUCUCUGAUCCCCAAGCCAGCUGACUGGGACUCUCACAUCAACAUAACCAGCUUCUCAUUUCUCCCCCUCGCCGAUAAGUACACGCCACCGCCAGACCUGACCGCCUUCCUCGAGGCUGGUCCACCACCCAUUUACAUCGGCUUCGGUUCCAUUGUCGUCGACGACCCCAAAGCCCUCACCCAGCUCAUCUUCAAAGCCGUUAAGGAGGCCGGCGUCCGUGCGAUCGUCUCCAAGGGAUGGGGCGGCGUCGGCGGCGGCGACGACGUCCCGGAAAACGUAUACCUCAUCGGCAACUGCCCGCACGACUGGCUCUUCAAGCGCGUCUCAGCCGUCGUUCACCACGGCGGCGCCGGCACGUCCGCAGCGGGCAUCGCAUGCGGACGACCUACCGUCGUGGUACCCUUCUUCGGCGACCAACCGUUCUGGGGCCAGAUGAUCGCCCGCGCAGGCGCCGGCCCGACCCCCGUGCCAUUCAAGGAGAUGACGGCCGAGACCCUGGCCACGAGCAUCACUUUCGCUCUCAAGCCCGAGGUCCAGGUGGCGGUGCAGCAAAUGGCGGAGCAGAUCGCAGAGGAGGACGGCGCGGGGGAUACGGCGAGGGAUAUUCAGGAACGGCUAGCUCUCGACACGAUGCGGUGCGACAUCUGCCCCGAGAGGCUGGCGAACUGGCGACACAAAAAGACCGGCGCGCACCUGAGCAACUUUGCGGUGGCAUGCCUCGUCGACAAGGGGUACAUGAAGCCGCACGAAUUCACGCUGCUGAAGCAUAAGCACUGGUACGUCGACGAGGGCGCCGAGCACCCGCUCAUCGGCCUCGUGGCUGCGGUCUCGGCCUUCUUCACGGACAUCGGCGUGGCGACGUCGGAUUACUCGCAUCGCUUGAAGAACCCGCCCCAAGCCGCCCACACACGGACGCACGCCAUCGAUCUAGAAGCCCAGCGGCCCGGACAGCACGAGAAGCAGCCCGAGGAGGAAAGCAACACCACGCGUGAACCGUCGGCGGAACCCAGCGAGGGAUCAGACGUGCAGCCAGAACUGGGCCAAGAAGGAGGCGGCGGAGAGGUAGGGACCGGCCACUUGAAGCGCGUCGUAAAGGCGCACAGUAUGACGCCGAAGCAGAUGAACGCCAUCGCCAUGAAGAUGGCCACCAAAUCCCUCCAGUGCGCCGACCCGACCGCUGAGAUGGCGAUGAUGGGCUCCCCCGCCGUGGACGAGCAAGGCAGGCGCCAGUCGGCCGUCUCGACACUCUUGAGCAAACGGGACCGGCCAAAGGAGAUUGCCCGCGCGACGGGGCGGUACGGCAUCGAGCUUGCCAAGGCCGGUCUCAAGGCGCCCGUGGCGGUCUUCUACAACGUGGCCAACGGGUUUCACAACUUCCCGUCCUACGGCUUCAUCGGGCACGAGGUGCGGCGCCGGGACCAGAUUACCAGCCUCGGGACCGGGCUUCGGACAUCGGGGAAGGAGUUUGUUUUGGGCACGUGGGAAGCGUUUAGCGGUAUUGUCAUGAAGCCUUACAAGGGUGCCAAGAAAGAGGGUGUAAAGGGCUUUGGGAAAGGUGUUUAUCAGGCUUUUCGUGGUUUCGCGUUUAAUCUCUUUGCUGCUAUUUUUGGUCUUCCUGGAUACACAUUAAAGGGAAUAGAAAAGGAAUUUUCAAAACACAGGCUUACUUCGCUCAAUGCCGAGGUGCUGCUCAUCCGGUUACGGAAAGGCAUCGAAGAUUUCAGAAGGUCGACUGUAGCUGAAAGGGACGAGGUAAUAGAGCGAUGGAAGACGUUUUUGUCAGGUCGGUAG
Colletotrichum orchidophilum is the source of this 2784-nucleotide messenger RNA. Its product is annotated as glycosyltransferase family 28 domain-containing protein. Gene Ontology annotation, biological process: carbohydrate metabolic process. The transcript has 3 exons. The record is from RefSeq and is a predicted model, not a curated record. NCBI's taxonomy places the organism in Eukaryota, Fungi, Ascomycota, Sordariomycetes, Glomerellales, Glomerellaceae. Bases 1 to 2784 code for a protein of 927 amino acids. Gene Ontology annotation, molecular function: UDP-glycosyltransferase activity; hexosyltransferase activity.